AAACUGACAAAUUUACGGAUUUUUAGGAGUUUAUUUGCUCAAUUUUAAAGUUAAUAUUCGAUUUCACUCUUUCACAAGAAUCUUUGGAUCGAUUUUGACAGCAUAUUAUUGAAAUUGUGUAGAUUUUGGGUGAUAUGUUUCGCUUUGGCGACGGUGAUCAAAUUUCCCGAUGUCAACAAAAGAGGAUAAAUUUAUGUCAUUUGCGUGGGAGCACGGUCACUUUCUGAAUAAAUUAUAGUAACAGGAAAUGUAAUUAUGAGCAGAAUAAAUUUGUCGUAAUUUUCAAAUUAAGAGUUUGACCUCUGCUUAUCUGAUCUUCUAAUGUCGUUUUGAGGCACUAGAAUUAGAAAUGGCAACUUUCAAGAAGACAACUCUAUCAGGGGGUGGAAGGAAAAAGACUGGUCCUAAACCAGAGUUAACGGAAGAACAGAAACAGGAAAUACGAGAGGCGUUUGAUUUAUUUGAUGCUGAUGGGUCUGGAACUAUUGAUGCUAAAGAGUUAAAGGUGGCUAUGAGAGCUCUGGGUUUUGAACCAAAAAAAGAAGAAAUCAAAAAAAUGAUUGCUGAGAUUGACAAAGAUGGACACGGUACAAUUGAUUUUAAUGAUUUUUUGACAAUAAUGACCCAAAAGAUGAGUGAAAAAGAUGCUAAGGAAGAAAUACUGAAAGCUUUUAGAUUAUUUGAUGAUGACGAAACUGGAAAAAUCUCUUUCAAAAAUUUAAAACGAGUUGCCAAGGAACUAGGAGAGAAUCUCACAGAUGAAGAAUUACAGGAGAUGAUAGACGAAGCAGACCGAGAUGGAGACGGAGAAAUAAAUCAAGAAGAAUUCCUCAGAAUCAUGAAGAAAACAAGUUUAUAUUAAUUUUCAUUGGUGCAUUCAUGUUUUAACAUAUUCUGAUUGGCUCAUUCAUUGUUUUAACACAUUCUGAUUGGCUCAGUUCAUAUUCUCAACAUCCAGAUUGGCCAGUUCAAAUUUUAAACAUUGCCUUGUUUGUACCGAACACACUCUAAUUGGCCAAUUUUUGAAUAUAUAUUGUUGGUACAUCUUAUCGAACACAUUCCGAUUGGUCAAAUUUUGAACAUUGUCUUCUUGGUACAUUGAAUUGUAACAUUGUUUGAUUGGUCGAUUCAAAUUAAAACAUUUUUGAUUGGCCAAUUCAAAUUAAAACAUUUUCUAAUUGACAAAUUCAGAAUUAAACAAUUUUUGAUUGGCUUAAUGAAAUUUAAACACGAAGGAGUUAUUAAUUCAAGUCUUGCAUCAUUUGAUUGGUCAAUAUUAAUUUUUGAACUUAAGCAGCACCUUUUCAUUGGUCAGCAUUAUGUCACAUGGUCAUGUCGUAUGACUUCUUUUCCUCUUUGUAUAUAUGAUUUCAAUUAUUAUUAUUGAUAUAUUUGUAUGUUUGUGUCUGAGUCAUCCUUUUACAUAUUAAAUCUAUCAGACAAGUAUU
Messenger RNA from Lottia gigantea (owl limpet), 1448 nucleotides. RefSeq lists its product as hypothetical. Bases 350 to 862 code for a protein of 170 amino acids. Gene Ontology annotation, molecular function: calcium ion binding. Gene Ontology annotation, biological process: mitotic cell cycle; centriole replication. NCBI's taxonomy places the organism in Eukaryota, Metazoa, Mollusca, Gastropoda, Lottiidae. Gene Ontology annotation, cellular component: centriole; centrosome. The record is from RefSeq and is a predicted model, not a curated record. The transcript is spliced from 5 exons.